GUCAGCACCACAAGAAACCUGCACCAGCGCACAAACAAGAAAAAGAAACAAGUUUGGUCUUACAUCCCGGCGUCACGAAACGCGACGCUCGUCGUGCUGUUCGUGAGCAAACCUCUGAAUCGGCGUCAUGAUUAGCACAGUCACAGUUGAAGCUCACUACUCAACCAACUACAUCGAGAACUACCUCGAUUCGGUGGAAAACUUGCCCGAAGAUGUGCAGCGAUAUCUGUCGCGUAUCCGCGAGAUCGACGUGCUCUACCGGGGCCACCUGCAGGACGUGGAAGUAUACUGCGAGCAGUACAACACCAACCAGCCGCAGAACGGAACAGGCUCGGCGGCGGUGACCACUCUCGACGCUCCACCAACAGAUGGCGCGAAAGGAGGCACAAGCGAAGGCAGCACAUCAUCGUCCGAACAGAGCAGCGUCCUCAAGCGAGUGACCAAUCGGAUACAGAAGGGCCUGAUAGCGGCACAGGAGCUGGGCGACGAAAAGCUGCAAAUCAUCCAGCAGCUGCUGGACCUGAUCGACCACAAAACGCGCCAGCUCGAUCAGGACUUUUCGAACCUCGGCAACGAAUUCUUCGCCCGGCUCGAUUACGUCCGCGACGACAAGACGAUCGACGGUGGUCGAGAUGGAAACGGUUCCAGCUUCAUCGGUACCAUGAGUGGUUCGGCCAACAACGGCCACGGGCAGUACGGUGUGGCCGGCAACGGACCAGGCAUAGGUUCCAACAUGUCCGGAGGACCUGGUGGCGGUAACGGAAGCAGCGGGGGCAUCGGUUCCAGUGCGCAUAUUUUGCACGCAAGCAACGGAACAGGCGGAAUCGGCAGUGGUGUACUGGGCGGAGGAGGCAACGGCUCCGGAAUGUACGGUGGAAACAAUGGUGGUAACGGCGGGAGUUCCCUGGCCAACGAGCGAAGCUCGAAACGUGCGCGAAGGACGCGAAACGAACAGACCGGUGGAUCGGCGAACGGCUCCAACACGCCCAACUCCCUGUGUGGCGUCAGCCCGAUGGACAUCGAUCCCAUCGAGGGCAGUAUGGGAGGCAGUGGCAGUGGCAUGGGUGGUGGUGCUGGCCCUGGCGGGGGUUCCGGUAUCGGUGGCGUUGGAAAUAUUGGUUCCUCUGGUAAUGCUACUCUCGCCGGUGGCAACGGUGGAUCGAGUGGUGGCUUAAAGCAAGAUACGGGCAGCGGUGGAAUGCCGGGCAGUGGAGGCAUCGGAAGCGGUGCUGUCGGUGGAUCGGGCGGAUCAGGAAGCAGCCAUAAUAGUUUAAGCGGGUCAGGAUCCAGCCAAGCACAAGGCUCGAUGAUGGGAGGCAACGGUUCCAGGAAUGGAAACGGUGCCAGCGGUGUCGGCUCAGCGGGCGCUGGCAACGUCGGUGCUGGCAGUGGCAGUAGCGGUGGCAACGGGGGUGGUGGUAGUGGCGCCAGUGGAAGCAAUUCUCAGCUGAAUAGCUCGAACCAGGGCAGCAGCAAAAAGGGCACCGGAAGUAACAACGCCGGUAGCGGAGGUGGAACCGGUGGAGCAAACUCGGGCAAGAAGAAAAAACGAAAGACCGGUGGCCGAGGAUCGCAGGCGACACGGGAAGCGCGCGAGGAUACGCCAGCGGCCGAGGAAACGAUCGACCCAGACGAACCUACCUACUGUCUAUGCGAUCAGAUUUCCUUCGGCGAAAUGAUCCUCUGUGAUAACGAUCUCUGCCCGAUCGAAUGGUUCCACUUCAGCUGCGUUUCGCUCAUAUCGAAACCGAAAGGCCGGUGGUACUGCCCGAACUGCCGAGGGGAUCGACCGAACGUGAUGAAACCGAAGGCACAAUUCCUCAAGGAACUGGAACGCUACAAUAAGGAGAAGGAGGAGAAAACGUAAACCGGUGCGGGAUCACGACAAACGGGCAGGCCGCUGCCCCGUCUCCGAUCGUACUUCAUAAGAGCAAACACAACUUGGAAGAAUUUUGUUAUUGCGUGUUAUAAGUGUAGACAUUACCCUCCCAUUAAUUUCUAACAACCUUCGACGUGACCCAGAGUUCGAUGCGCAGAUAGGGUUAUUAUUAUUUUUUUAUUAUUUUAAUUGUUUGCAUCUACGUUUAAUGAUUUUAUUCCUUGAGGGAACCCCACACCCGCGCACACUGUGUCAGCCAGGUGGAUCACUAUCACUGUUGGAUGCGAUCCGGUGAGGGAAUGAGGGGGGAGUCGUGGAUCGCUGCACGAAAAGCGCGAGAGCGCUUUUACGCGAUUCACGUGCUCUCCAUUUACACUACCCGCCGUCAAUAUUUUCUCCCCUGCAGAUCGAACGUCGCAAGGAAGCGUACUACAUUUAAGAAAACGAAACAUAAACCCUAUAUUUAUGACCUGGAAGCAUGCGGCAAUGUUUAGCAACAGGGAGAUAAUAAAGCAUUUUUUGCAGACGAUGAUACAAGGUAAAUUUUACCAAUCG
Molecule: messenger RNA, 2434 nt
Organism: Anopheles nili
Lineage: Eukaryota; Metazoa; Arthropoda; Insecta; Diptera; Culicidae
Exons: 2
Coding region: 128-1867 (579 amino acids)
Biological process (GO): positive regulation of DNA-templated transcription
Cellular component (GO): nucleus
Source: RefSeq, a predicted model, not a curated record